AUGUCGCGUCGCGCAAUUAUUUCAAUUCUCUCGUUGUCCAUCUCCAAUAAUUAUGUUGCGCGCCUCGCUCCCCCUCACACGCACCACCAACAUCGCCCCCCCUCAAAGCAAGAGAAGCUCGCCCAGUUGCGCUCGAGCUCCCAAGGACCGACAAAUAGCCCACCGUGCUUCAGUUCAGCAAUCCUUUCGUUUCACUCGUUACUCUUCCCUGCGAUCAUCGCUGCAGAGGAACAGCACCGCCUUACAGCAGCAUUUCACGAAACUGCAUUACAGCUCAAUUGUGCGCCUCGGAAUCUACCGAGAAACCUGCAUCCGUGGAAUUCAGCGGAACCGCACAGCCAUAAAUCGUCCGCGAGACUCCUCAAAACUCGGCCGACGCGGGGCGGCCUCAUCAUGGCGACGGCCAGCGAUGCGCCGAAGCGCGGCGAGCUGCGGUACGCGAUGGUAUCGCGCGGCGUGGACGUGCUGGCGGAGCAUUCGAUGGUGAAGGGCGACCUGAGCGCCACGGUGCACGAUUGUCUCGCCCAGCUUCCCAAAGACAGCGCCGUGUACGUCGCGCUUCCGCACGGAGACUUCACCAUCGCGUUCCAAACGGAGAAGGAAUACGUGUUCGGCGUGCUGGCGGACAAGGAGGUGGCGCGCGACUUGCUGCGCGGGUUCCUGGGGAAGCUCCAGUUGGGUUUCAUGCCCAAAUACAGCACCAAGGCGCGCGCCUUGCCCGCGGGCGCGCUGCAGCGCGAGUUCGGGCCGAAGCUGAAGCAGCAGCUGCAGCAGGGGACGGCGCGGCCAGAAAAACUGAGCAAGGCAGCGAAAGAAGAGGAUGCGAAGGUGGAGAAGGCGAAGGUGCAGGGGCUGGUGGGGAAGGAGAAGGCGCAGGGGCAGGUGGAAAAUGCGCAGGGGCAGGUGGAUAAUGCGCAGGGGCAGGUGGAGAAGGAGAAGGUGCAGGGGCAGGUGGAGAAGGCGAAGGGCGUUAUGAUGAAAAGCACGCAAUCCCCGGUAAUAAACGUGCCUUUCCCUCCGACGCAGCUACCCUGA
Messenger RNA from Closterium sp. Yama58-4, 1035 nucleotides. Lineage: Eukaryota; Viridiplantae; Streptophyta; Zygnematophyceae; Desmidiales; Closteriaceae. The record is from the annotation of a GenBank genome assembly.